Exaiptasia diaphana is the source of this 2958-nucleotide messenger RNA. Its product is annotated as zygotic DNA replication licensing factor mcm3. Gene Ontology annotation, cellular component: MCM complex; nucleus. Gene Ontology annotation, biological process: double-strand break repair via break-induced replication; DNA strand elongation involved in DNA replication; mitotic DNA replication initiation. Gene Ontology annotation, molecular function: single-stranded DNA binding; single-stranded DNA helicase activity; ATP binding. The record is from RefSeq and is a predicted model, not a curated record. The transcript has 18 exons. Lineage: Eukaryota; Metazoa; Cnidaria; Anthozoa; Actiniaria; Aiptasiidae. The coding region runs from base 63 to 1931 and encodes 622 amino acids.
AGUGCUUAGACCGAGUCGAGCUGAGUUUCUUCUGUCGGUUUCUUCGUAAAUUUGUUGAAAUUAUGGCUUUAGAGAACGAGCAAUACAUUCGAGGGAUUCAAAGAGAGUAUCUUGACUUUCUUGAUGAUGAUGAGGACCAAGGUGUUUAUCAUGGGAAGGUCCGGGAUAUGAUAACAAGAAAUGAGUACCGUUUACUGGUCAAUGUCAAUGACUUGAGACGAAAAAAUGAGAAAAGAGCAAAUUUAUUGCUGAACAAGGGCUUUGAAGAGCUACUAGCAUUCCAGAAUGCCUUGAAGGAAUUUGUCAGUUCAAUUGACACAAUCUAUGGGAAAAAACAUGAAGAUUUCUUUAUUGGAUUUGAAGGAAGUUUUGGAGCAAAACAUGUAACUCCUAGAACACUUUCGUCAAGGUUUCUUGGUACUAUGGUAUGUGUGGAAGGAAUUGUCACAAAAUAUCCCUCAACUGCCAAGUCACAAAUGCUUAGGUAUGUCCUCCAUACUGCACCUAGAGCAAUUCCCACUACAGGCCGUGGAUCAUCCGGUGUUGGUCUUACUGCUGCUGUAACAACUGAUGCUGAAACAGGUGACAGACAUCUUGAAGCAGGAGCUAUGGUACUUGCCGAUAGGGGSGUGGUCUGUAUUGAYGAGUUUGACAAGAUGAGUGACAUUGACAGGACGGCAAUUCAUGAAGUCAUGGAACAAGGUCGUGUGACUAUUUCCAAAGCUGGCAUUCAUGCAAAGCUGAACGCCAGGUGUAGCGUCCUUGCUGCUGCAAACCCUGUGUAUGGCAGAUAUGAUGAAUACAAGAAUCCCAUGGACAACAUUGGUAUGCAAGACUCAYUGCUGUCUCGUUUUGACUUGCUCUUCAUUGUAUUAGAUCAGAUGGACCCAGAUAACGACAGGAGAAUAUCUGAACAUGUCUUGAGAAUUCAUCGCUACAGAAAACCAGGAGAGCAAGAAGGAGAAGCACUGCCAUUUGGAGAAGAGUCUGAUGUGCUGGCCACAAAUGAUCCUGAUGCAGAAGAAGAAGAUGAAGACACACCUAUCUAUGAGAAGCAUGAUCCCAUGUUGUACGGAGCCCAGAAAUCCAAGAAAGACAAGCUUAUUUCAAUUGCAUUCAUGAAGAAAUACAUUCAUGUCGCUAAAGGAAUCAAGCCUGCACUUUCUAAGGAAGCUGCAAAUAAGAUCUCAAAAGCUUAUACUGAAUUACGAGACCAGGAAAAURUAUCCAAUGAUGGCAAGGCGAAGACAACACCAGUUACAGCAAGAACACUAGAGACUUUGAUUCGGUUGUCAACCGCUCAUGCUAAAGCSAGAAUGAGYAAAACAAUAACAGCGGACGAUGCGGAAGCGGCAAUUGACAUGAUAUCAUUUGCAUACUUUCACAAGGUUGAAAGGCGAGUGAAAAAGAAACGAGACCAGGAGUCGGAAACUGAAGAAAGUGCCACCGAAGAAGAAGACGAGGAAGAGGAAGAUAAGAGCCAAAGAAAAACCAGGAAAUCCAAAACUAAAAAGCCAGCAAAGAAACAAAAGGUUCCUAGGAAGAAAGAGGGAGAGGAAGGUUAUGAUCCUUACGACUUUGAGGACGACGAAGACGAAACGCAAGAAGAAGUUGUUGAGAAAAUGAAAAAGCGUCGUUCAUCGAAGAGUGGUGAUCAAAGUCAAAGUGAAGAGACUAUGGAUACCAGUGAAGCCUUACAACCUGGAAUGGGCAGUAUUACAGAUGAACGACUCGAGAAAUUCAAGCCAUCUUUGGACAAAGCUUUUGGUGAUUUGCACGUUCAGUCGUUACCACUGGACCAACUAAAGGCUUCCAUCAAUAAACAGAACAAAGGCGCUGAAUUUGACGACAGCGAAUUUGAUGCAGCUCUUAGCAUCAUGCAAGAAGCUAAUCAGAUUUACGUGGCAAACGACAGUGUCUUCCUAAUUUAGACUUUUUCAUUUUGUACAGUGUUACUAAUCAACAGGAAAGUCGCAUGGUUGUGACAGCAAAACAACGCUUGUACUAUUGACUAUAGACUCCUUGCAGUUCUUUCGAAUGCAUCUCCAACUGGAGAACAGAACAAUGGAUUGUUGUUUCCAAGAUAGCAAAAUCUUUUGUUUUGUUCUCCAGGAGCUGCGUUGACGUCAUAUGCAAGGGGUUUAUUCUUAAAAAUUCAGUCAAGGCGGGACCAACCAAUCAAUUUACACAUAGAAUCGAGGCUAAGCUCACUAUUGCUGCAAUUUUGAGAAUAGUCAAUAGACCUUUCUGAAAUGCAAAAUCAUGGUGCAUUGUGGUCUGUACCAACACCAUAUUUGGCCACAAGAACAAAUGAUUUUUGUAGCGAAUCUAUACCACAAUGCAAUGCGUAAUUCUGUUUCAGAAAAGCGCUAUACUCCUGAAAAUGCAGUGUGUUCCAAAAUGUUCUUGAAAAUAUAACAACAAUAUAACUGUUGAAUUUUGAUUACUAAAUUUUGCAAAAUAGUGCUAGUAGAACAAACGAGAAAACAAAAUAGUGUUACUAAUAUUUCGCGGAUAUAACUGCUUGCGCUCGAAAUUUAAAUUAUAUCUGUAUAUUUCCCAUGGUAACUUUGCAUACUUUAAGUAAAAAAAAAAGAGAAAAACAAAAGAAGACAUAAUGAAGGCAAGUUAUCAAUAUUUUUUGGUUACUCGACGAAUAGGUAUUUUGAAACAAAGGUUUAAGCACCAAAUACUCCAAAACAUAUUGAUCAAUGUUUAAUUUUGUCCCAAACAUAUUCUACAAUGCAUUGCGUAUACGGUCUUCAGAGGUCUACAGAUAUCAGGGCAGCCUUGUGGAUUCCGCUCCAAUAGAAUUUCUUUUCAUAAAGUGUUUUUUUGUCAAAAUACACUUGUCAUUUGUCAAUUCUAAAUGUCCACUUGGUGUUUUUCAUUAUGAACAUUGUAUUUAACACCUUUGAUACUUCCCACAUGGUCAAAUAAAGGUAUUUUUCUGUAUGA